This is a messenger RNA of Tachyglossus aculeatus (Australian echidna), 1486 nucleotides long. It is a transcript of the gene FBXL15, whose product is annotated as F-box and leucine rich repeat protein 15. Gene Ontology annotation, cellular component: SCF ubiquitin ligase complex. Lineage: Eukaryota; Metazoa; Chordata; Mammalia; Monotremata; Tachyglossidae. Gene Ontology annotation, molecular function: protein binding. The record is from RefSeq and is a predicted model, not a curated record. Gene Ontology annotation, biological process: SCF-dependent proteasomal ubiquitin-dependent protein catabolic process. The transcript is spliced from 3 exons. The coding region runs from base 13 to 969 and encodes 318 amino acids.
CGUGCGCCGCCGAUGGAGGCGUGCGGCGGGCAGGGCCCGUCCGGAGCGGGGCGGGCGCAGCGCCGGGCGGAGAGCGCCGAGCCCAGGCCAAGGGGGAAGGCGGGCAGGGCCCGCCCGUCUGGGCUGCUGGACCUGCCUUGGGAGGACGUCCUGCUGCCCCACGUCCUCAGCCGGCUGCCCCCGAGACAGCUGCUCGCCCUGCAGCGGGUCAGCAAGGGCUUCCGGGCCCUCGUCCGCCUGCAUGUGGCCAACCUAAGGCGCUUCGACUCCGCCCAGGUGGGCCCUCAGGUCCCCAAAAUAGCCUUCCAGCAGCUGCUGCGGGACACAGAGGUGCUGCAGCACCUGGCGCUUGAAAGUUGCCGGGACUGGCUGACGGACCAGGACUUGCUGCCCGUCAUCGGGCAGAACCACCACCUGCAGCACGUCGGACUGGGCGGCUGCGGGCAGCUGAGCCGCCAGACGCUGGUGGCCAUCUCCCUGAGCUGCCCCCGCCUGCGCCACCUCUCCCUGGCCCACUGCGAGUGGGUGGACGGCCUGGCCCUGCGCAGCCUGGCCGAUCACUGCCGGGCUCUCGAGGCCCUGGACCUCACCGCCUGCCGCCAGCUCAAGGAUGAGGCCAUCUGCUACCUGGCGCGCCGAGGCUCCCGGCUCCGCUCCCUCUCGCUGGCCGUCAACACCAACGUGGGCGACGCCUCCGUGGAAGAGGUGGCCAAGGGCUGCCCUCGGCUGGAGCACCUGGACCUUACGGGCUGCCUGAGGGUCAAGAGCGAGGCCAUCAGGACCCUGGCCGAGUACUGUCCCCAGCUGCGCUCGCUGCGGGUGCGUCACUGUCACGACGUGGCCGAGUCGAUCCUGAGCGGCCUGCGCAAGCGCGGUGUGGACGUCGACGUGGAGCCCCCCCUCCAGCGCGCCCUGGUGCUGCUGCAGGACGUUGUUGGCAUCCCCCCCUUCAUCAACCUGCAGAUCUGAAGGGCCUGGUCGCUUGGUUGGGAGGGAGGGAGGGAAGGAGGCCGCGGAGGAGGAGGAGGAAAGGUGGGAAGGGGCAGCCUCGGUUGCUGUCCUCCCCAAGCUCGGGAGGGGCCGGCUCUAUCUCCCUUCUGCCUGCCGGUCCCUUCCCUGCCAAGGGAUGGUAGCUUGGAGGGGAGCAGAAUCCGUGUGCAGUGAUGGGGAGGAGCCAGGGGACCCCACCCAACCCCGGCUCCUGGGGAACCGGACUCCUAUUUCCGAGGGAGCCUCCAGCUGCUCUUCGUCCCAGCCCAGGGCCUGGGUUCUGUCCCCUCCUCCUCCUCGGGGGCCCACCCUGGCGUCCAGGGGCCGGCGGGGCUGAGGACCCAGGCCCGAGGAGCCCUGCUUGGUGACCCAAGAAGGCCUGUGCCGUUCCGCCUCCAUCCGGGGGGCUGGGCCCCGCGGGGCAGCGGGAGACGGAGCGACGCGUGUGCCACAACCCCAAGGAAUGUGUGAGUGAGAAAUAAAGCAGCUGAAUCAA